This is a messenger RNA of Adelges cooleyi (spruce gall adelgid), 2032 nucleotides long. Its product is annotated as beta-catenin-like protein 1. The transcript is spliced from 10 exons. The coding region runs from base 162 to 1874 and encodes 570 amino acids. Gene Ontology annotation, cellular component: spliceosomal complex. NCBI's taxonomy places the organism in Eukaryota, Metazoa, Arthropoda, Insecta, Hemiptera, Adelgidae. The record is from RefSeq and is a predicted model, not a curated record.
UGUACCGUGUUUUUUAGUUAAUAACGAAAUCGUUCAAAAUAACAUUCUCUAUUAUUCUGUUGACUGCUAAUUUUGCGUUUUUACAAAGUUAGGUAUAAUAUUAUUGAAAACGAUUAUUAACUUUUAAGAACUGUAAUACUUUAUGUAUUACAUUGAUCACCAUGGACAUAGGAGAACUUUUGGAUUAUAAACCUGCCAACACUCCGAAACGGCCGUUACCCGAGGAAGAAGUCAGUCAAAUUCAGGAGAAUGAAUCAGAUUACGACAGACAAAAAAAAUUAAGGCGCUUGGCUAAAGCUCGAGUCCAACAAAUUGAAAAACAAGAGCAAGAAAGGUUGAAAGCCGAACAAGAAAGGAUUGCUGAAGAGGAACGUAGAAAACUAGAGCGCCAAGAAAUGGUCCAGAAGUUGGUUGAUGAAAAUUUAGCUGACUCUGAUGAAGGAAUCUUAGAUGAAACAGCUCUAAAACGAAUGAUUUUGUUGUUUGAAAAAAAAGUAUUGAAGAACCAAGAAAUGCGAAUAAAAUUUCCCGAGAAUCCAGAAAAAUUUAUGGAAUCAGAAAUUGAAUUGCAUGACGUUAUAACAGAAAUGCAUGCUAUAGCCACAGUACCAGACUUAUAUCCAGUAUUGGUUAAUUUAAAGGCUGUUGUGUCACUACUUGAACUACUGUCACACGAAAAUACUGAUAUAGCUGUUGCAGUUGUUAACUUGUUACAGGAAUUAACCGACAUUGAUACCUUAAAUGAAAAUGAAGAAGGCACGGAAAUAUUGAUUGAUGCGUUGCUUAGCAAGCAAAUAUGUGCUUUGUUGGUGCAAAAUUUAGAACGCAUGGAUGAAUCCGUUAAAGAAGAAGCAAAUGGUGUACACACAACAUUAGGAAUAUUUGAAAACAUAAUGGAACUUAGGCCUGAUGUUGUAGUCGAUGUCGGCAAACAAGGUUUGAUUCAGUGGCUAUUGAAACGAAUUAAAGCAAAAAUGCCAUACGAUGGUAACAAACUGUAUAGUAGUGAAAUUUUAUCAAUAUUGCUACAAAAUAAUGAAGAAAACCGAGCUUUAGUCGGUGAAAUUGGAGGAAUCGAUAUUUUACUUCAACAACUAGCUUACUAUAAAAGACACGAUCCGGCAUCAACAGAUGAACAGGAGAUGAUGGAAAACUUAUUUGACUGUCUAUGCUCAUGCCUGAUGGAUAAACAAAACAGAGAUCGGUUUUUGAAAGGUGAAGGACUUCAGUUAAUGAAUUUAAUAUUAAGGGAGAAGAAGUUAAGUCGCAAUGGUUCGUUAAAAGUGUUAAACCAUGCCUUGUCAGGCCCUCAGGGAAAAGAAAAUUGUAACAAGUUUGUUGAUAUAUUGGGGCUUAGAACAAUAUUUCCUUUGUUUAUGAAAACUCCAAAGAAGAAUCGAAAGAAAAUGCUUAGCACAGAAGAACAUGAAGAACACGUGGUUUCAAUAAUUGCCAAUAUGAUACGCAACUGCCGUGGCACACAAAGACAACGUCUUAUGACAAAGUUUGUUGAAAACGAUUUGGAAAAAGUCGAUAGAUUAAUGGAACUUCAUUUUAAAUACAUGGAAAAAGUUGAAGAAAUUGAUGCCGAAAUUGACGAAAAAGGCGACGAAGAUGAAGACGAGGUUUACCUUAAGAGAUUGAAUGGAGGAUUAUUCACUUUACAAUUGGUCGAUUACAUCAUAUUAGAAGUUUGUGAUAGCGGACCAAGUAUUAAAAAACGAGUCACACACAUAUUAAACAUGAGAGGAGACACGUUAAAAACCAUCAGGCAGAUAAUGAGAGAAUAUGCUGGUAAUUUAGGCGAAGAUGGCGAUAAAGAAUGGCAGGAACAAGAGAAACAUCAUAUUUUAAAGAUGGUUGAUAAAUUGUAAGUUUGUAAAUAGUUUAAAUGAGGUAAACAAUUUAUCAAAAAUUAUGUAAAUACAUUUUUUAAUGAAUACAUGAAUAAUAAAAAUGACUAAUACAUUUUUAUUAUUAUUAUUAAUUGUAAAAAUUGCAUAUUAAUAAUAAAUAAUAAUUACUCUUUAAA